Messenger RNA from Polistes canadensis, 1552 nucleotides. Its product is annotated as GATA zinc finger domain-containing protein 1. Bases 332 to 1075 code for a protein of 247 amino acids. Lineage: Eukaryota; Metazoa; Arthropoda; Insecta; Hymenoptera; Vespidae. Gene Ontology annotation, cellular component: nucleus. The transcript has 4 exons. Gene Ontology annotation, biological process: regulation of DNA-templated transcription; chromatin organization. Gene Ontology annotation, molecular function: zinc ion binding; sequence-specific DNA binding. The record is from RefSeq and is a predicted model, not a curated record.
GCUUCAGGUGUUGGUAAAUUUUCAAAUUGUUGCAUUGUUAUUGUAUACAAAUUUUUCAAGGAUUUUAAAAUUUAUUUUACAUAUAUGCACAUGAUUGUAAUAUUUUGUAAUAUUGAUACUUUAUAAUUUUUGAUUGAUUGGAAAUAUUUGUAUGUAACGCCAUAAUAGUAAUUUCUCAAAUGUUUUUAUUCAUUCUUCUGUACUCUUAUACUUUAUUACACCGCAUCUAUUGCAUUUGUUUUUUUUAAUUUGUAUAUUUCCAUGGUGCGCACGUGCGUACAUAACUGCGAAUGUUUUACUUGUGUAAGUUUAUAACUACAUAUCAUUCGAAAUGACAGCUGAGGAACAUCAUCAUCAACAACAAAGCUAUUGGACGAAAACUUUGGAGUGCAGUAAACCUGAGUGUGUUAAUUGUGGGACUCGGGAAACACCACUUUGGCACUCAACCGAAUCCGGUAAUCUAUGCAAUGAAUGUCUUGAGAAAAAAAGAUCUACCCAGGGUAAUGGUGAAACGAAAAAUGAGGAAGACGACAAAAGUGGAAUCUUAAAACCAAUUAGACGAAGUACGAGGAUCACGAGGUAUUGUAACUCAAAACCGAGUGCUCCACAUAAGAUUGUACCAAAGGGUAAAGGCAGGAGAAACCUGUUUAAAAAAACGCCAGUGAAAGCUCCGACCGCCACUGCAACUCCUGUUACAAGCAAUUUUGUAUUCUAUAAAGGUACUUAUUUUCAAGUUGGAGAUAUAGUUUCGAUGCAAGAUAUAGACGGUGGCAUUUAUUAUGCUCAAAUACGUGGAUUACUUACUGAUCAGUAUUGCGAGAAGAGUGCUGCUGUGACUUGGUUAUUGCCAACUACUGCAAGUCCACCUCCGGAAGAAGGAUUUUCUCCAGAAACUUAUAUCGUUGGACCUGAGGAAGAUUUACCACGAAAAUUGGAAUGUAUGGAAUUUGUUAUGCAUGCUCCAUCCGAUUACUAUAAACUUAAAAAUACUCCCUAUCCACCACCAUUAUUGGAAAAAGGGGUUGGAUAUGUUUGGACAACUUUGAGGAAUGAGAUUAAUAUGUUUAAAAAAUGAUGAUAUUAUUAGAUCUUAUAUAUUAGAUAGAUUUUAUUUAUUCUAUUAUUAAGAAGAAAUAAUUAUCUGUUAAUAUAAAUAUAAUUACCUUUUGAUUUUGUAAUGUUCCUUUUUUUGCUCUUAAUCUUAUUUCGUUAAACAAAGUUACUUAUGUAGUUAAGAUAAAAAUUUAAGAUAUGUCAGAGAAAUGUUUAUUAAAUAUAUUUUUAUUACAUUAUAACAUAAAUGUUUAAUGUUUUUAAUAAUAUUAUAAAGGGUUGUGUGUGUUUUUAAUAAACAAAAUAUAAGUAUAUAUUACUAUGAAUAAUGGGAGAAAUGCAAUAGUUGGUAUGUAAUAACAUAGAAUUAGUGUACCUUCAGAACUAUACAGAAACAGUAUUGAACAGUUUGUAUUUCCCAAAAAUAUAGGGAUUAACUGCUUGUUCUCUUUGUAUAUUGUAUAAUACAAAAUUUCAAUAUACUUUUCGAAUCUCUUAA